Molecule: messenger RNA, 3525 nt
Organism: Exophiala mesophila
Lineage: Eukaryota; Fungi; Ascomycota; Eurotiomycetes; Chaetothyriales; Herpotrichiellaceae
Exons: 1
Coding region: 341-3370 (1009 amino acids)
Biological process (GO): peptidyl-threonine phosphorylation; actin cortical patch assembly; protein autophosphorylation
Cellular component (GO): cytoplasm
Molecular function (GO): ATP binding; protein serine/threonine kinase activity
Source: RefSeq, a predicted model, not a curated record
CUGACCAGGGCAGGUCGACUUCCUGGCUUCUGUAUCCUCGUAACCUCUACCUCGCAUGCAGCAAGCCAACAUGUCAUUUCCCACUUCUUGAAUACUACAUCUUUGACCUGUUGUUGCCUCUGUCCACCCUGAAUGUAAUUCCCACCUAUUUCGAUCUGGGUCUUUGCACACCUUUCGACACCGACAUCUCCCACCAGCACUACCACCACCACCUUGCCUUUACGAGAGGAUACAGCUAUGAUAGACAGAUGAUCCGGGAAGCCCGCUUUACUCCCUCGACAGCCUGCCCCAAUCCUCCUCCUCUGUCUUCGUCCAGCUGACCUUCCACACACUCGCGACAAUGGCCGUCUAUGCCUCACAGCUCGGUGCCAAAGGGCCCUUUGCCAAUGCAGCCCCUCCCUCGGUCGCGACUCACGCCGCCCCGGCAGGCACCUUCCUCCCAGGAACCAAAGUCCAGGUUGGCGACCAUAGAGUCAUCAUUGAUCGCUACCUCUCUGAAGGCGGCUUCGCUCACGUUUAUGUGGUCACCAUGCCUCGGCCCGUCGAUGGCAAUCAGAAAGCUGUCCUGAAACGCGUUGCAGUCCCGGACAAGGAAAACCUGGCCAACAUGCGCACCGAAGUCGAAACCAUGAAGCGAUUACGAGGGCAAAAGUACAUUGUCAAAUACAUCGACUCACAUGCUUCCCAGUUAAAAGGUGGUGGUUAUGAGGUCUUCUUACUCAUGGAAUUUUGCCAGGGUGGUGGUUUGAUUGACUUCAUGAAUACCCGUCUGCAGAACCGUUUGACUGAGCCUGAAAUCCUAAAGAUCUUCACCGAUGUGGCUGAAGGUGUCGCCUGCAUGCACUACCUGAAGCCCCCCCUGAUGCAUCGCGAUUUGAAAAUCGAAAAUGUCCUUAUUUCCGUGACAGGCUCCUCGAGAAUCUUCAAGCUAUGUGAUUUUGGCUCCGCCGCUGUUGCUAGGCCCGCUGCCACUUCGGCCGCAGAAGGUCGAAUCAUCGAGGACGACAUCAAUCGCCAUACCACCUUGCAAUACCGCAGCCCUGAAAUGAUCGAUGUCUAUCGGAAACAGCCGAUCGACGAAAAGGCAGAUAUUUGGGCGUUGGGGGUCUUUCUGUAUAAACUCUGCUAUUACACCACUCCAUUUGAAGACGUUGGCCAGAUGGCCAUCCUACAUGCUCGUUUCAAGUUUCCAGCAUACCCUCGCUUUUCAGACCAGCUGAAGCUCUUGAUUGCUUCCAUGCUUCGCGAAAAUCCUGCCGAUCGCCCCAACAUCUACCAGGUUCUCCAAAAGGCUUCCUCCAUGGACGGACGAGAACUCAGCAUUGGCGACAUCUAUACCCGCCGCGCACAGUCGGAGAGUCGAAAGGACCAGUCCAAACCUUUGCCUCUACCACCCAGUUCCCAACCUCGAUCUGGUGCCACUUUAUCACCCCCCAAGCAAGAAGCCCCGGCCAGCUUGCCUCAGGUCGAGCCGAUGCGUAGGGGCAGACCGACCAAGCCUGUUUCGCACCACGGUUCGGCAAAGCCGAGCCCAUCCCCUCUCCGUAUGGUGGAAGCAGGUCCAGAUCCGUUUGCUGCUCUUGACGGAUCCAAGUUCAAAGCAGAGGAUGAGCUCUCACACAAAUUCCCUACAUUGGACCAAUUCGCUCUCCUGACAGACAAGGGCAAGAAGUAUUCCUUUGAGCCAACCUCGGACAAUCGAAGCUCGAAUUUGGACCCUCAGCUCGCUCAACGUGUCACAAAUGCUUUAGCCGACGAGGCUUUUGCAAGACCUGCCACCCCGGCACUGGCGACAUCAGCCGGGGAGAAGCCAGCAGUCGCGACCAAAUCCCAUGCUUUGCUAGAGAGGAAACGAUCUCAAGAGAGCAAGGAGAUCUCGGGACGGGCGAGCGCACCUGCUGUCCCAGCCAAAUCUACCAUGGUCUCAACCGGUACCAUGACAUCCGCUUCACCUCCCUCCCACACCCUCCCGCCGGUCUCUGAUCGCCCCAUUCAUCGAUUUCCUGCACAAAACCACCCUCCAAGGUCUUCAAGUCUCCAGCAGCCCUCGACGCAGUCUAAAGCCGCUGAACCGAGCCGGGGCUUCUCCCGUCUUUCGACUUUACUUCAAGAAGAUGCCCGACGGUCACAAGCGGCAUCUGAAGUGGAGCCGCGAUCUCCGACUUCGUCGCGGCCGUCUCUGGAGGGUGGUCGGCCGACAGUCCGAGAUGUGUCGUCUGCCGUACACCGAUCCAGAUCUCUCAACAUGCGGAAUCGUCCGGCCAGCGUCAACAUUGGGAAAGGUCUGACACAUAUCAAGGACCGGGAUGUCCGAGGUAUCGACUAUGAGGAAGCAUACGCCAGUGGAGAGCCGGAACUCCCGGCUUUGACCCAUUCAGAGUCGGCCACCAACAUCUCAUCCGACGUCGAAUUCCUAAGGGCUCGCGAAGAGGAGGAAAAGGAAAAGAGGCAGCACCACAAGCGGCUGAGCAGUGGUUCAAAGCAGGCGAAGCGUUCGAGUCUGCCCUCGAUUGGAUUGUCGGGGACGACCAAGCUACUGGCAGGCAAAUUUGGCGACGCCUUUAAAAAGUUUGAAGGUGGUGACACCAGCAACCAUGCACACCACCACCAUCUGAUCCACCAUCAUCACCAUGAAAGAAGCGAGUCUCUGCCGCGAGAUCCUGGCAACGUGCUCACGCCAAUCGCCGGGUCGGAAGCGACGGAUUUGAGUGACGAUCGACAGAAUUGGGACGAGACGGAGGAUCUGUCGCCCGAGAUGAGACGGGAACUAGAAAAGAGGAAGCUCGAGGCGGAAGAACGCAGGGUGGCAAAUGCCGCAGCUGAGUACCGACAGAGGCUGGCUGCCAAAGAAGGCAGCGGUGGCACUGUAGCAUCUACCAGCGGUGGAGGGGGACCAAUGCCAGGCAGAGGGUCGACGAUUCAGAAUCGGGUGCAGUCGUUACUCAGUGAAAAUGAACGACCUGCGGUCAAGACAGCGAGUGGAUACGGGAGAUACACCGCCACUCCUGAACCGAUCCAGCAACAUCACGAACGAGCGCAGACAUUCCAACCCAGUCGGCCCGUCCACACUGGAUCGGGGAGUGUUGGGCAUCCCGCGACCAAAGUUGUAUCAGCGCCAGCAUCUGCCAUUGAUUUAACGAUGCGACCAGAGCCCCGUUCGCAGCGACCAGUCGCGCCACCGAAGCCCAAAGUGCUCCGAAGCGCGGCCGGAGAUGCUGGCAAUAACAGUGAUCAGGGCAACGAUGGAUUGGAUGAAGAUUGGGAAUCGAACUUUAGCAAGAGAUAUCCUGAUCUGUCGGGGCUCGAGAUGGUCGAGACAUCUAUCGAUGAGCCCAAGACACAAGCAGUGGUACGGACCAAAGAGAUCUAGAGCAGCUGCUAUGUUAUACUCUGAAUGAGUCAAGGGCUGAUUGUAGCCAUGAUGUGUCCUGCGUUAUUGUUUGUCGCUGGGAGAUGAUAACACCUAUUGAUGAUUGCAAUUUGUAAACCACUGAGCCCAAGGGGGGCCGAGAGACUCUGGCUGGG